UCUUGAGAUGUUGCAAGGAUUCAUUGUUAUGUUGCUACUAGGUUUCAUAAGCGAACUUUGAGGUAACGAAUUACGUCACACCAGAGAGCCGGUUCGGAGACUGGAGGAAGAAUUGAUUCCUCCACCUGCCUCGCAUUCUACCUCUGGACCACCGUCGGACCAGCGGUACGAAAUACUGCAUCAUCGUGUCGCGGAUAACGUGCGGCGGCUGGACACAUUCGAACUUACCCAAACUGUUCGUGACCAAAACAUUAAGGUGCAAGGAAACGAAUCAACUGCAAUAAGUGGUGGCACCCUCACUGAAGAUAUGAAAUCGUUUCAUGCUAUGGAAUGCUCUGGUGCUUCUAUUCCAGGAUUCUGUAGAGAAUUGACUCGACCAUCGUUCAAAGUUCUUUAUAGCUAUUUUGCAAAUCCUGAAGCACGAGGCGAACACACCGAACAUUCCUGGCAAGUGGAUGCGAAGAAACGAUUGAACAUGUUGGAUCCGAAAAACAUGUUACUUGAUGUCGAAUUAUUUUAA
Molecule: messenger RNA, 520 nt
Organism: Angiostrongylus costaricensis
Lineage: Eukaryota; Metazoa; Nematoda; Chromadorea; Rhabditida; Metastrongylidae
Source: the annotation of a GenBank genome assembly